AUGAUUGAUUCUCAUCAUUUUUAUUUUGCCUUUGAAAAUUCUGUUUGUGUUAAUUAUGUAACAGAAAAAUUUUGGAGACUUAAAAGCUUAAUUGUGCCUGUAGUUUUAUCAAGAAAAAUAUUUGAAGGAUUAAAUAUCCCAAAUGAUUCAUUUAUUGCAGCAGAUGAUUUUAAAAGUCCAAAAGAUUUGGCAUCUUUUUUAGAAAAAUUAGCAGCAGAUAAAGAACGAUAUAAAAGUUAUUUUCGUUGGACAAAAAAAUAUAAAAAAACAAAGAAUACAAACAAUAUUUCCAAUCCUCUUUGUAAUCUUUGUAAAAUGGCACAUAUAGACAAUAAUGAAUUAAAAAUAAAAAAUAUUUAUGAUUUUUGGAAUGGAGGGGGGAAAUGCCAACAUGGAUUUGCUUUAAAUGUUUUGCUCGCUAGCGAACCUGAAGCUUCCGGCGGGAACGUGGGUCUCAUCAUUGGGGGUGUCAUUGCCGUUGUAGUCCUGCUUGCUCUUGUUAGUGCCAUUGUCUGGUUCUUCGUGCUCCGCAAAAAAGGUGAAGAAGAAAAGGGAAUGGAAAUAGGAAUGACCGCUGCUAGAGGUAUGAAGACGAACAAAGUUGGAGCGACUCAAGCAACGAUAGGCGAAAUGACUACUAUUGGAGGAAUGCAAGCCAAAACAGGUGGAGCGACACCUGCUGGAGGAGCUACAUCGAAAGCUUCUGGAACAACAAAGGGAGGAGCGACAUCGAAGCCUGGAGGGGCAACGUCAAAGAAGCAUAAGAAUGUAAGAUAA
Meloidogyne enterolobii is the source of this 777-nucleotide messenger RNA. The record is from the annotation of a GenBank genome assembly. NCBI's taxonomy places the organism in Eukaryota, Metazoa, Nematoda, Chromadorea, Rhabditida, Meloidogynidae.